Molecule: messenger RNA, 1518 nt
Organism: Melitaea cinxia (Glanville fritillary)
Lineage: Eukaryota; Metazoa; Arthropoda; Insecta; Lepidoptera; Nymphalidae
Product: dermokine-like
Exons: 1
Coding region: 72-1337 (421 amino acids)
Source: RefSeq, a predicted model, not a curated record
GUAAAAGUCACGGAUUGCGCAGGAGCUGUGAUCGUUUCCGUUUUGUUUAAUUUUGUGAAAGUGACUAUACCAUGAUAAUCAUGUUUCGCUUUUCUUCCAUAUUAGUUCUCCUUCUUUUAGUGUUUUCCAAUUAUGAUAUAGUAACUUCGAAACGUUAUUCAAGUAGCCAUUCUUAUCCAAAAUCCGGUGGCCUUUCUGGCGGUGGUGGCCAUUCCUAUCCGUCAUCGGGGGGCCUUUCUGGCGGUGGUAGCCAUUCCUAUCCAUCAUCGGGGGGUCUUUCGGGCGGUGGACAUAAAUAUCCCUCGUCAGGGGGAGGAAGUCACGGAUACCCGUCGUCUGGAGGUGGUGGAAGUCAUUCCUAUCCAUCAAAUGGAGGUUUAUCAGGAGGAGGAAGUCACGGAUACCCGUCUUCUGGCGGUGGUCAUUCGUACCCUUCAUCGAAUUCUCAAUCCGGUAGUCAUGGAUAUCCAGCUGGUAAGGGAUUAUCGGGCAAUACAAAUACGGGAGGUGGGCAUACUACCAACGUCCAUUAUCACUACAACUACAAUCCUCCCCAACAAAUUCGUUACACUCCUACGUAUGGAGGACCAGCUAGGACUUAUCCAGUUUAUCAUCAACCCCCUCCAACGUACGUCUACCAGUAUAAGGAUUCGGGAAGUAAAUAUGGCACAUUAUUGGCUGGUCUAGCGCUUCUUAACCUCGGGACGCUUGGUGUAAGUGCAUAUGCUCUUAGUAAGAGUCAUUCUAAUUACCAACCAAAGCCUGGCGAAGUGUGCAAGUUCGCAAUUAAGAAGGACAAUGGCGAUUAUGAGGAAACAAGAAUUGAUUGUAACUUGAUAUCUAGCUUUAUAUAUGAGGAGGAGGCCAAAACUAAGACUGGAGGUACAAACACAACAGUUGUAACAACAGUGACAAAUGUAACAACAAUUAACAUGACGAACGGUAAUGAGGCAGCUCCAUAUUCACCACCAUUAUCAAACCCGUUAUAUCAAAUGUUACCGAAUGGGACACUGGUUCCCAUUAAUGUCACCAAUGUUAAUACAACAGCCAAUAUGAACAAUAACACUAACGGUACGGUGACCUCAUCGGUGAUAGUCACAACAACAAAUACCACUACAUUAACAAAUGCCUUGGAUGUAAAAGGUAAACCAGUAGAUGUAACCCCAGGUAUGCAUUGUUAUGUAAUAAGUCACUCACCGAUGAGAAAUAUGAAGAGGUCCAUUCCUUGCGGCUUAUUACAAACAUACGCUGAACAAUCUUUGAAAAAGAAUUCUGCAACGAGAAAUUUACCAAUAAUUUCAAUAUUUGGGGUGAUUGUAGCAAUGCUUGUUAACUGAACACAAGUUUAUAAUUUUAAAUUAAUUGUAAUAAUUAUACCGAUCAUUCAAGCUUUUGUAAAUCACUUGAUAUGACAAUUGUACUUAUUACAAAUCAGGGCUUGAGAAAGUGUAGUUUUAUAAUUGAAAAAAUGACUUUGUAAUAUUUAUAUGAAUAGUAACAAAAAAUUAUAUACCUCCA